Messenger RNA from Cadophora gregata, 5715 nucleotides. RefSeq names its product Dicer-like protein 1 (gene DCL1). The record is from RefSeq and is a predicted model, not a curated record. The transcript has 6 exons. Gene Ontology annotation, cellular component: nucleus; RISC complex; cytoplasm. The coding region runs from base 363 to 5459 and encodes 1698 amino acids. Gene Ontology annotation, molecular function: DNA binding; ATP binding; ribonuclease III activity. Gene Ontology annotation, biological process: siRNA processing. NCBI's taxonomy places the organism in Eukaryota, Fungi, Ascomycota, Leotiomycetes, Helotiales, Ploettnerulaceae.
CCGUCUCCCAACAUCAACGAGGUCAACAACACCACAACACUCAACCUUGUUUCUUCACUCCAAGGAUCUCGGCAAAAUGCCGUAAAUAAUCAAUGAUGAGCCCCGGGAGUUAAAUCCUCUCUUCCCAGACAACCAUAUGGAACGAUCUCCUCCUAUUGACGGAGACAGCGACCCUCGCAGCUGAACCUGAGCCCGUGAUUGAAGCUGAAUCUCAGGUUCUUGAGACUUCAUUCACCGAGGGCGGCUUACAGGAAGCAAAAAAUAUCUGGGAUCUUCCCGAGGCAACUCUUUUCCAGCCUCUUCCCUCCUCUUACCUCGAUAAGAGCUUGAAUGAGAGCCAGCAGCAACUGCAUGGGCUUCUCAUGGUAUCUGUGCAAGAAGCCAGUUCUUCGUCAUCGCCACAAGGACCUCCUGCCAUGGAUUUCAACCAACUGAAGGGCUGUUCUGAAGAAUCGCCGUACCAGCUACAAGAUUUGUCUACCAUGGAUUUCCAACCGGAGAAGUCCCCAACGCCUUCACUGUCCACCCAACCGACUUCCAAAGUCAAUGGAGCACUAAAUCACUCCCUAAGGUCAACUACGCAGUCAUCUGUGUCAUCAGUUCCUCUUUAUUCAGUAUCAGCUCCAACAGUCGAGACAAAUGUCCAGACAUCUGCGAUUAUCAAGGCGGCUCAAGAGGCCGGUUGUGCUCCCAUCUCAGCCCUGAACCUCCACCCAACGUCAACAGCUCUGGCUACGAGAACCACUGAAGAUGUCAUCGCAGACCUCAAACGCCCUCAACAAUACAGUGUCGCAUCCUCCGAGCCCAAGCGCCGUUUAGGCUCCUAUGCCAGUAUACAGUCGUCCGUUACCUCUGAGCAAGAAAUCUCAGAACAAGCUCCUUCGGAACUCGCUGCAUUGUCGAUCAAUACCCCAGACGAGGAACAGGAUAUUAUUGACGAUGAAAGCGACAGUGAUGAUGCUCAGCCUGCGGGUAGACCACGCAAGAUCACCGAACGCAAGCGUAAGCUCAACGCCGUGGCUGACGAGCAUUUGCAGAAGCUCCUCGAGAGUUCAACUAAGGAGGCUAUCAAGUCUCGACCUCAAGAACAGCAGUCUACUAGAUGGCUUGUUGACCAGGCAGAGAACAGAGUCAUCAUCUCGAGCCCCCGUGAGUAUCAGGUAGAACUUUUCAAUAAAGCUGUUGAGAAGAAUAUCAUUGCAGUCCUCGACACAGGAUCCGGUAAGACACUGAUUGCAUUACUACUUCUUCGUCAUAUUUUUGCCCAAGAACUUGAGGAUAGAGCCAAGGGGUUUGGAAAGCGUAUCUCAUUCUUCUUGGUUGACUCUGUUCAACUCGUUUUCCAACAGCAUGCCGUCUUGAAGGCCAAUCUUGACCAACCCAUGGAUAUGUUUUGCGGUGACAUGGGCAUUGAUCUUUGGAGUAAGGGUCUCUGGGAGAAGCACAUCGACAAGAACAUGGUCAUCGUUUGCACAGCAGAGGUUCUUCGCCAUUGCCUGCAUCGUUCAUUCAUCUCCAUGUCCCAGAUCAACCUCCUGAUCUUCGAUGAAGCUCAUCAUGCCAAGAAAGACCAUGCCUAUGCUCGAAUUAUCAAAGACUUCUACGUCUCUCACGACAAGAACCAUCGUCCAAAAAUCUUUGGCAUGACGGCUUCUCCAGUCGAUGCCCGUGUCGAUGUAAAGAAAGCCGCGUUUGAGCUUGAGGCUAUUCUACAUUCCGAAGUCUGUACAGCGAUUGAUACGAGCUUGCUGCAAUUUGCUGCAAGCUCGAAGACAGAGAAAUUGGCCGCUUACAAUCAGCUACCCCCACCAUUCCAGACUCCACUCUAUACCCAAAUGCAUGAUAGGUUCAAGACUAAUUAUGUAUUGAGGAAACCUCUCACUUUUGCGUUUGGGGCUACGAAGGAGCUGGGAUCGUGGUGCGCUGACCAAGUCUGGCCAUUUUGCCUUGCAGAAGAAGAAACCAAGAAGUUGAUGGCCAAGACUGAACGUAAAUACCAUGCUAAGAAGAUCAAUGACCCGCUCGCUAUUCUCGAAAAGCAAAAGGCUCAGAUUCAACAAGCUCAGGACAUCGUCAAAUCUCAUGUCUUCGAUCCUCCCGACUUCGACCCUGCUACAACAACAGCGGGCACUACCAACAUUUCAUCAAAAGUUGUCGUGUUGAUUCGAUACUUGAGAGAGAGAUUCGAACGUCCCACAGACGACAAGUGUAUCGUGUUCGUCAAUCAGAGGUACACUGCCCGCUUGCUUGCUAGGCUCUUCAUGCAACCUAAUAUUGGCACACCCCAUCUGAGAGUUGGCACAUUGGUAGGCACCAGAAGUGGAGAAGCUGGUGAUUUGAACCAGUCUUUCCGCGAUCAAGUUCUAGCCAUGACGAAUUUCCGCAAAGGUGCCAUCAAUUGUCUCUUCGCCACAUCCGUCGCCGAAGAAGGUCUAGACGUACCAGAUUGCAAUCUUAUCAUCAGAUUUGAUCUCUACACCACGCUGAUUCAGUAUAUCCAGUCCCGGGGUCGUGCGCGACAUGUCAAUUCUCGGUAUAUUCACAUGUACGAGGAUGGAAAUCAGGAACAAAUGCAGAUCAUCAUGGAGGUACGGAGGAAUGAGAAGAUUCUGAAGACAUUCUGUGAAAGCCUGCCUGAGGACCGCCUUCUUACUGGGAACGACAUUGAUAUGGAUCAUUUCCUGGCCAAGGAAAAGAGCCAUCGAGUCUACAAGACCCCAGCCGGUGCGAAGUUGACUUACAAGAUGAGCCUCAUGGUUCUCGCCAAUUUCGUCGACUCGCUGGAGAGUGGAAACGAGACCAAUCUGCAACCAGAAUAUGUCAUUACCGUCCAAAACAAACAAUUUAUUUGCGAGGUCAUCUUACCUGUGAAGUCACCGAUCACGGGUUCCCUCGGUCGUCCAUGCUCCACGAAGCAAGUGGCGAAGUGCUCCGCAGCUUUUGAGACCUGUCUUGAGCUGAUCAAGGCCAAGCAUCUAGAUGAGCAUCUACUGCCAACCUUCACCAAGCAACUACCCGCGAUGCGUAAUGCUCUCCUUGCUGUCGACUCUAAGAAGCGAGAAGCAUAUGAUAUGAAAACCAAGCCAGCUUUAUGGUCUGUAGGUGGUAUCCCGGAAGAGCUUUACGUCACUGUAUUGAAGCUGGUAAACCCGGAGGUCUUGGAUCGACCUUCACAGCCUCUUGUUCUUUUGACUCGCUCCAGACUGUCCCAGCUCCCAUCGUUCUUCCUCCACUUUGGUGGUGGUCGACAUUCCGAGGUAGCUUGGGUUUCUCUGUCACGAUCUCUCACAGCUACCCCAGAACUUGUCGCCAAGGUCAACACCUUUACUCUUUGCAUCUUCCACGAUGUAUUCAGUAAAGAGUAUGAAUCAGAUGCGUCCAGGAUGUCCUACUUCCUAGCCCCCGGAUUGUCGCUUGCUAGCGAUGCAGAUGUCGAUCCUGCAUCUGUGGUUGCAUGGGACGCGUUGCAGUCUGUUGUAGACCACCAAGCUAAGUGGGGAGACAAUCCAUGGGACAACAUGGCCUGGAAGACUGAGCCCGACGAGUUCUUCAAGGACAAAUAUAUCGUCGAUCCGUAUGAUGGAUCACGGAAGCUGUGGACGGUCGGCGUCACUCGCGAUCACGUCCCACUGGGUCCAGUUCCGCCCAACAGUGCUCCUCGUAAGGGUACUCGGAAGAACAACGACAAUAUCAUGGAGUACAGUUGUAGUCUCUGGGCAAAGGCCAGAUCACGUCGGACCUUCGAUGAAAAUCAACGUGUCAUUGAGGCUGAAUUCAUCUCACUUCGUCGUAACUUGCUGGACGAGUUCGACACACCAGAAGAGGAAUCACACAAAAAGUGUUUCGUCAUUCUCGAGCCGCUUAAGAUAUCUCCACUCCCAACUACUGUCGUUGCUAUGGCAUAUGUUUUCCCGGCUAUCAUUCAUCGUCUAGAGUCAUACCUGAUUGCUCUGGAAGCCUGCGAUUUGCUGCACCUCAAGAUCAGCCCCAACCUAGCUCUCGAAGCUUGCACCAAGGACUCCGACAAUUCGGAAGAACAUGGUUCUGAGCAAAUUAACUUUCAGCGUGGGAUGGGCAAGAACUAUGAACGACUCGAGUUUCUAGGCGACUGUUUCUUGAAGAUGGCAACCUCGAUUUCUCUGUUUGGUAUCCAUCCAGAAAAUGACGAAUACAGCUACCACGUCGAUCGAAUGUUGUUGAUUUGCAACAAGAAUCUCAAGAACAACGCAAUGAAGCUCAAGCUCUAUGAAUACAUCCGUUCCCAGAGUUUCAAUCGUCGAGCUUGGUAUCCCGAGGGCCUGGUUUUGAAGAAGGGCAAGACAGCCACUGCACCAAACACACACAAACUUGGAGACAAGAGCAUUGCCGAUGUUUGCGAGGCUUUGAUAGGCGCGGCAUUAUUGACAUACCACGAGAGCAAGGAUAUGGAUACUGCUGUGCGUGCUGUCACUGAACUCGUCUCCAGCGAAAAUCAUCAAGUCACUUGCUUCGCCGACUAUUACAAGCUUUACACGAAGCCAAAGUAUCAGACUGCUCCUGCUACCGAGAUGCAGCGCAACCUCACCUGGCAACUUGAGCAGAAACACCCGUAUCACUUCAACUAUCCCCGCCUUGCUCGCUCAGCCUUCACCCAUCCCUCAUACCCCUACUCGUAUGAACACGUCCCCAGCUAUCAACGUCUAGAGUUCCUUGGCGAUUCCCUUCUUGACAUGGCUUGCGUCAACUUUCUCUUCCACAAUUUCCCUGACAAAGACCCUCAAUGGCUCACCGAGCAUAAAAUGGCGAUGGUAUCCAACCAGUUUCUCGGUGCCCUUUGCGUUGCUCUCGGCUUCCACACCCAUCUCCUCCUCUUCAACACCGGCUUCCAAAAGCAAAUCUCCGACUACGUAUCCGACAUCACCGAAGCCCGCAAGCAAGCCGAAGAAGACGCCAUCCGAGCCGGAAAGUCCCCCCAAGACUGCACUCCCGAUUACUGGGUCUCUGUCCGGCAACCUCCCAAGUGCCUCCCCGACAUAGUCGAAGCCUACAUCGGCGCCAUAUUCGUCGACUCUUGCUACGACUACUCCGUCGCCGAGGAUUUCUUCGACCGCCACAUCAAAUGGUAUUUCCUCGACAUGAGCAUCUACGACUCCUUCGCCAACAAACACCCCACCACGUUCCUGACCAACUUCCUGCAGAUCAACAUGGGUUGUGCGGAUUGGAGCGUUUUGACCAAGGAGUUGAAGAAUAUUGAUGGAGCCAAGCCGACGAUUGUCGCGAUGGUUAUUGUGCAUGGGAAGGUCGUGGCGGAUGCGCAGGCGGAGAGCUCGAGAUAUGCGAAGGUCGCCGCGGCGAAGAAGGCGAUGAAUCUUUUGAGUGGGCUGCCGCUUACGGAGUUUAGAGAGACUUAUAUGUGUGAUUGUAAGCCGGAGGAUGUGGAGGAGAAUGAGGAUGGGGAGGGCCACGGUACUGCUGUUUAGCUAGCGGCCUACUUUUUCCUCCUGGGACGGCUUUCUUAGAUCUUUGCAUUCUUCUGAGCAUUUACACUUGCAUUGCAGCCAGUAUUAGAGGUAUACACGGGAUAUGAAUCAAAAUCAGUACGCGCAUUCAGCAAAGGUGUUUUUUUCUAGUCUGCAAGCUUUACCAUAGACCUCAGUUAUCCACAAUGAUAGAUAGUCCUAUUUCGUGGGCAUGACAGUGAUUGGCAGUACCUCACCCCACGGGACUUCAAUAAAC